Molecule: messenger RNA, 1655 nt
Organism: Pelobates fuscus (common spadefoot toad)
Lineage: Eukaryota; Metazoa; Chordata; Amphibia; Anura; Pelobatidae
Gene: ARPC5L
Product: actin related protein 2/3 complex subunit 5 like
Exons: 4
Coding region: 359-817 (152 amino acids)
Biological process (GO): cell migration; regulation of actin filament polymerization; Arp2/3 complex-mediated actin nucleation
Cellular component (GO): cytoplasm; Arp2/3 protein complex; actin cytoskeleton
Molecular function (GO): actin filament binding
Source: RefSeq, a predicted model, not a curated record
CCGGUUCCGCCGUACUCCCCGCCCGCCGGAGUCACCGGAAGCGGAGGGAGCCGGGCGGACAAGGACCGGAGAGCCGGUGACAGUGACGGGAAUCCAGCGGAGUCGCUCUCUGCCUUCUUGCUGCCUGUAUUUCCUGUCACAGCCGCCGCCACCUCGUGUCUCCCCGGCCGCCUAGCCGCCCGACCCCCCCCGGUCACCGGCCAGCCCAGCUCGGUAUCACCCCCGCCGGCACCCGCUCCGUGUCCCGUGGGCAGCCAGGCCCCGUGUCCCCCUUCAUUGUGUCCUGCAUAGUCCCUGUCUCCGCCAGGUGUCACACCCCCUCCAUCUCCCCACCCCCUGCCCCCCCUCCGAUACCGCCAUGGCCAAGAACACCCUCUCCUCGCGGUUCCGGAAGGUGGACAUUGAUGAAUACGACGAGAAUAAGUUUGUGGACGACCAGCUGCAGGAGGAGCCGGCGGAGCCCCAGGGGCCGGACGAGGGAGAGGUGGACAGUCUGAUCAGACAAGGAGACAUGCUUCGUGCUUUCCACGCUGCCUUUCGGAACUCUCCAGUCAAUUCUAAAAACCAGCUAGUGAAGGAACGAACUCAAGCAAUUGUUCUCAAGGUUCUGACUUCAUUUAAAAGUAAUGAGAUUGAACAGGCAGUAAAAACUAUGGAUCGAAAUGGAAUUGACCUGCUUAUGAAAUACAUCUAUAAGGGUUUUGAGAAACCUACAGAGAACAGCAGUGCCAUAUUGCUACAGUGGCAUGAAAAGGCAUUAGGAAUAGGAGGCCUUGGAUCCAUAGUCCGGGUUCUCACCUCACGAAAAACUGUGUAAAAGACUGUAUUAGCUCAAUCCAGAAGUUUAUGUUCCGGGCUCCAGCGCUGUGAAGGAAGAGUGGAUGCAGAGCCACCCAUCUGCAGAGUGCUAUCUAUUAAACUGUUUUGGAAAAUUCACUUGGGAAUGCUUCUUAUUACGACUGUGGACGAGACAUGAAUGUAUGUUUGUUUAAUGGGGUAUAUUUUGUUUCAAGCACCAGUCCUCUUUAGCAGGAAAAUGCUAUGUUAACAGUAUAUAUCAUGAGGGAUUUUAAAAGGGGGAGCAGAGAAUUCAUUGCACACGCCAAGGAACAAUCAACAAAAGUGCUACAAUGCGUUAAAGGCUGCGAUCGUUCCUGAAACGCAGUAGUCAUUGUCAUAUUUAAUAAUCCCAAUGCUAAAUUAUAUCGACCCUCCUACGAAGGUAAAAAAAUAAAGAUUGAAAGGCUGAACGUAACUGCAAAUUAUUGCUUGAAAAUAAAAUGGUGGACUGGUGGCUUUUAUUUUGUUAACAUGUAUAUACAGGAUUUUAGGAAUUCCCUGAUUUUGGUCUUACUUGAAAUAUCUGUUUUAACCCUUUCCUCUGCCAAGGAGGCCAUUAGUACAUUGAUCUUCAGUGUAGGGCUAGUCUCUCAGAGGAGGGAAGCGUACAAUGGUUGGGGGGAAUUAGGUAUGUGUUUGUGGUGUCCAGCCUUUGUCUGUAAGUUAAACUUGCAGUAUCACUGGGGCAGUUUGGUAUUCUUCAUCCUACCCAAGAGGAACGAAGAUAAAGAGCCAUUCUCCUGCGGUGCCACUGCUCAACUGAUACCUGUAAAUUUUAUUAAAUUACAGCUUCCAUGAGUGAAGUGAUGAAAUAA